UAAAAAUCCAUCUAACCCUCGAAAGGAAAAGAAAAAAAAGCAGUUAAAAUGGUCUUCCGCUUUGCUAAAACCCUCGACCCCAUAACCCUCUUCCACAGUCCCAGCACGCCGGCGUCGCAAAAUGCUCUGAAAACGCUACAACGGGCACUCGCCGCCGCCGAAGCGGGCGAACCGCAGACGACCAAACGGGGCGAGUUCCAAUUGGAAGUGACGACGGAGACGCCGACGACAGAUCAGCUGCGGAAUAUCCUGGACUAUGUGACGGCGGAUCCGGCGGGGGCGGGGAGUAAUCGGAUUGUGUAUGGGGUUGAGCAGGUGGUGAAAGGGGCGAGGGAUGCGGAGGAUGCGGUGAAGAGGUUUAAGGAGAAUGGGGGGCAGGGGCUGGUUAGGCCUAUUACGGUGGAUUGGACGAAUGGACGGGCUGUGCUUGGGGAUAAUGAGUCGGAGAUUUUGAAGAUGGUGCAUCAAUUGGAUGUUGAUUAGAUUUCUAUUCUUCCUUCGUUAGGAGGGAUUUCUUGGCUACAAUGUCCCUGGGACGACUUGGCUUUGAAAAUCUUGAUUUCGUUUAUCAGUCUAAGAUACC
Aspergillus pseudotamarii is the source of this 583-nucleotide messenger RNA. RefSeq lists its product as uncharacterized. The transcript is spliced from 3 exons. The record is from RefSeq and is a predicted model, not a curated record. NCBI's taxonomy places the organism in Eukaryota, Fungi, Ascomycota, Eurotiomycetes, Eurotiales, Aspergillaceae. Gene Ontology annotation, molecular function: oxidoreductase activity. Gene Ontology annotation, cellular component: mitochondrion. Bases 49 to 483 code for a protein of 144 amino acids.